Molecule: messenger RNA, 801 nt
Organism: Penicillium longicatenatum
Lineage: Eukaryota; Fungi; Ascomycota; Eurotiomycetes; Eurotiales; Aspergillaceae
Product: SDR family oxidoreductase
Exons: 1
Coding region: 1-801 (266 amino acids)
Cellular component (GO): intracellular anatomical structure
Molecular function (GO): oxidoreductase activity, acting on NAD(P)H, oxygen as acceptor
Source: RefSeq, a predicted model, not a curated record
AUGCCUAUUCCCGUUCCCAAGGGCGAGCACCUCCAGGACCUCUUCAGCCUUAAGGGCAAGGUCGUCGUCAUCACCGGUGCCUCCGGUGCCCGCGGCAUGGGCAUUGAGGCCGCCCGUGGCUGCGCUGAGAUGGGUGCCGACCUCGCCAUCACCUACUCCUCUCGCCCCGAGGGCGGCGAGAAGAACGCCAAGGAGCUGGCUGAGGCCUACGGUGUCAAGGUCAAGGCCUACAAGUGCGACGUCGGCAACUGGGAGAGCGUGUCAGAGCUCGUCAACAACGUUAUUAAGGAGUUCGGCAAGAUCGAUGCCUUCAUCGCCAACGCCGGCCGCACUGCCAACAGCGGUAUCCUUGAUGGUUCCGUCUCUGACUGGGCCGAAGUCAUCCAGACCGAUUUGACUGGUACCUUCCACUGCGCCAAGGCCGUCGGCGCUCACUUCAAGGAGCGCGGCACUGGCAGCUUCGUCAUUACCUCUUCUAUGUCCGGCCACAUCGCCAACUUCCCCCAGGAGCAGACCUCCUACAACGUCGCCAAGGCUGGCUGCAUCCACAUGGCCCGUUCGCUCGCCAACGAGUGGCGCGACUUUGCCCGUGUCAACAGCAUUUCUCCCGGAUACAUCGACACUGGUUUGUCGGACUUUGUGGAGAAGGACGUUCAGGACCUGUGGAACUCCAUGAUCCCCAUGGGCCGCAAUGGUCAGGCUAAGGAGCUGAAGGGUGCCUAUGUCUACCUUGUCAGCGAUGCUAGCUCUUACAUGACUGGUGCCGAUCUCCUCAUUGAUGGCGGUUACUGCGUGCGGUAA